This is a messenger RNA of Physeter macrocephalus (sperm whale), 1531 nucleotides long. RefSeq names its product tribbles homolog 1. NCBI's taxonomy places the organism in Eukaryota, Metazoa, Chordata, Mammalia, Artiodactyla, Physeteridae. Gene Ontology annotation, cellular component: nucleus. Gene Ontology annotation, molecular function: ATP binding; protein kinase activity; mitogen-activated protein kinase kinase binding. Gene Ontology annotation, biological process: protein phosphorylation; regulation of MAP kinase activity; positive regulation of proteasomal ubiquitin-dependent protein catabolic process. The record is from RefSeq and is a predicted model, not a curated record.
CGCGCUGAGCCCGCGGCCUGCGGGAGGGCGCGCGCCUCCUCCCGCCUCGACCAGCCCGGGGGGCGUGUGCGCGCGCCCCAGCGGGCUCAGGACACGCCACCUGCGCCGGAGCGCGCUCUGCCCGAAGCAUCCCCAGCCGUCGGGCCACCCCCGUCGCCCCCGCCGACCCAGCUGCACCUCCCCUCCGCUCCGGUGACUGCUCGCCCGGCGGCAGGGCCCGAGUCGUCGCAGCCACCUCAUUGCACAACCCGGCUUCCCAACUGUUUACACAGCCCGGCCUGUGAGUGUAUGUGUAUACAGCGUGAGUCACCGGGAGGCGGAGGAGGUGGAGGAAAAGGAGAAGGAGGAGUGCACUGGCCGGGAUCGGUGCGGCGCACACACUCACUCACACUCAGUCACCCUCUCCGAGCGCGUCUGUCUCGCGCACACUCACGCCGGGAGCCCGGAGCGCGUAGGAUCCCGGGCGCCGCGGAAAAGUUGGUCCGGCUUUCGCUCCGACACUUCUUGCUUCGGGAAGUGCAUUUGCUCCGUGGCUCCGCCGAGCCUGCGGAAUCCUGUUCUCGCUCCGGACCUCGGAGGCCGCCGCCGCCUCUGCUUCCCCGACUGUCGGCAGCCUCUACAACAAUAGCGAGGCGCCCCGAGCCGGUACCCACGGGGAUCCGGGGACCCGAACCGGCCUCCUUGCCCCGGACGCGCGGCCACCGUGGUCCUCGCGUGUACCGCGAGCGCCCGGGAGCGGCUCCGGCUUUGCCCCCCGUGGGGGCAGAACCAAGCUCCGUCUGCAGCCUCCAUCCCGCGGGCUGGAGUAAGUCGCGGCGCCGGCGCCGACCCCGUUGCGCCUUCCGCGCCGAUCCGAGGACGUACAAAGCCGGGGCCGCCCCGGCCGGGGACGGGAUGCGGGUCGGUCCCGUGCGCUCUGCUAUGAGCGGCGUCUCGCAGCCCCGCGCUCCGGCCUUGCUGCUCCCGGUCGGCCGGGGCGCCCCGACCAAACGCCUGCUGGACGCGGACGACGCGGCGGCCGUGGCGGCCAAGUGCCCACGUCUCUCCGAGUGCUCUAGCCCCCCGGACUACCUCAGCCCCCCUGGCUCUCCCUGCAGCCCGCAGCCUCCGCCCGCCGCUCCGGGGGCUGGCGGCGGCUCCGGGAGCGCGCCGGGGCCCAGCCGCAUCGCCGACUACUUGCUGCUGCCCCUGGCCGAGCGCGAGCAUGUGUCCCGGGCGCUGUGCCUCCACACCGGCCGCGAGCUGCGCUGCAAGGUGUUUCCCAUUAAACACUACCAGGACAGAAUCCGGCCUUACAUCCAGCUGCCCUCACACAGCAACAUCACUGGCAUUGUGGAGGUGAUCCUUGGGGAAACCAAAGCCUAUGUCUUCUUUGAGAGGGACUUUGGGGACAUGCACUCCUACGUGCGCAGCCGGAAGAGGCUGCGGGAAGAGGAGGCUGCCCGGCUCUUCAAGCAGAUCGUCUCUGCCGUUGCCCACUGCCACCAGUCAGCCAUCGUGCUGGGGGACCUAAAGCUUAGGAAGUUUGUCU